CUCUCCCUCUUCCCUUUCCAAAAUGAAUUAACAAAUAAAACGACCAGAUACGAAAUUAUUGACGAGGAGCUCCCCUCGAUAAGCCCCUUUCUCUCCCGGCGCCGGCCACCUCGAUCCGACCGGGGAUCCGCCUCCGAUCGUCGUUGAAUUGAGAUUGAUUCAUCGGAAACAGCCAAUUUGUUUCCGCAAUCCUAUUUGGGUCCGGAAACAGGAAUCGCCAGGGGAUAUCUAUUUUGUUGCGUUAUAGCUUUUUAAUCAAUCACUGUUUCCACGAUGGAGGAUUACGGCGGGAGCGACGAUGAGUACUGCUACUAUGAUGACGAUCAGGAGGAGCCAAUGGAUGGCAUCGAGAAUGAGGAUUCCGAUGUCCUAGGGUCAGCGCGCAAGGAUUCCACGACGAAGGUAGCUUCUUUUUGAGUUUUUUGGUUUUGUGUCGUUAGGGUUUGUUUUAUUUCCAAUUGGGGGUUACUUCGAUUGUGACGAAAUUCCGCGGGUUGGGUUUAGUUGAAAGCUUUGUUCUUUUUCCUGGGUUUCGCAAUUCUGGUCUGUAACUGUACUUUUCCAGUCAGCUCUAUGUUUGAUUGCUACUGUUGAAUAGAACUGCUAUAUGAGUAUGACUCUGUUCUGGGUUUAUGCAGGUGAUUACAAAAGAGUCACUUUUCGAUGCUCAGAGGGAGGAUCUGCGGAGAGUAAUGGAGUUGCUAUCACUUAGAGAACACCAUGCCCGGACUCUAUUGAUCUACUACCGUUGGGAUGUGGAAAAGUUGCUUUCUGUGCUGGUGGAAAAGGGGAAAGCGUACUUGUACUCGAAUGCAGGUGUUAUGGUGGAUGACAAUUUAAGUAGCAACAUCCGUCGGUGUUCAUCUUCUUCAGUGAGUUGUGAAAUAUGUAUGGAGGAUGUGCCUGCUGAUAACGCCACAAGAAUGGACUGCGGUCAUUGCUUUUGUAACGAUUGUUGGACCGGACAUUUUAUUGUAAAAAUAAACGAAGGUCAGAGCAGGCGUAUCCGGUGCAUGGCACACAAAUGCCACGCUAUAUGUGAUGAAGCUGUUGUUAGAAAUCUGGUCAGCAAAAGGCAUCCUGACUUGGCAGAGAAAUUUGAGCGUUUUCUUUUAGAGUCAUAUAUCGAGGAUAAUAAAAUGGUGAAAUGGUGCCCUAGUGCUCCCCAUUGCGGGAAUGCUAUUAGAGUCGAGGAAGAUGAGGUUUGUGAGGUACAAUGCUCCUGCGGGUUACAGUUUUGUUUCAGCUGCUUGUCAUCAACACACUCGCCUUGUUCGUGUCUGAUGUGGGAGCUUUGGAUUAAGAAGUGCCGGGAUGAAUCUGAAACGGUUAAUUGGAUCACAGUUCAUACCAAGCCUUGUCCAAAGUGUCACAAACCAGUUGAGAAAAAUGGUGGUUGCAAUCUUGUAGCCUGUGUCUGUGGCCAAGCGUUUUGCUGGCUCUGUGGUGGAGCUACUGGGAGAGACCAUACAUGGUCUAGUAUAGCUGGUCACAGUUGUGGUCGUUAUAAAGAGGAUGCGGAGAAAAAGACUGAACGUGCUAAACGGGAUCUCUAUCGCUAUAUGCACUAUCACAAUCGAUACAAAGCUCAUACUGACUCAUUUAAACUUGAAAAUAAUCUUGAGGAGACCAUCAAAGGGAGGGUGACGAUAUCCGAGCAGAGAGAAUCAGCAUUACGAGACUUCAGCUGGGUUAUAAACGGUCUAAACAGACUUUUCAGAUCAAGGCGGGUCCUUUCUUACUCAUACCCUUUUGCGUUUUAUAUGUUUGGGGAUGAAUUGUUUGAUGAAGAGAUGACAAAGGAGGAAAGGGAGAUAAAACAGAAUCUAUUUGAAGAUCAGCAGCAACAGCUUGAAGCAAAUGUUGAGAAACUCUCUAAGGUCCUUGAGGAGCCCUUUGACCAGUACAGUGAUGAUAAAAUAAUGGAGAUGAGGAUGCAGGUCAUCAAUCUAUCUGUUGUAACAGAUAACCUCUGCAACAAAAUGUAUGAGUGCAUUGAGAAUGAUUUGUUGGGUUCUCUUCAGCGGGGUACUCAUAACAUAGCCCCAUACAAGUCAAAGGGCAUUGAGAAAGCGUCAGAACUUUCCACGUGUUGGAGCAAUAAAGCCAGUGAUGCUAGCAAUUACUUACCAUCCGAUGACAUAUCAAGUGGUGGGACGACAAUUUUAAAACGGGACCGACCAUCAGGGUCUGGGAGUUCGUCGAAUGACAACAUCAACGAGUGCUCUUUGAGCAAGCGGACGAGGAAGGAGGUCAGUGGGUUCUUUGAUCUAAAUAUGCCAGCAGAGGUGAUAGACAGGAACUGAGAUUCAGCUAGCUUUUUCUUGAAAGAAAGAUGUCUCUUAUAGAAAAUGCAGGUUGUACAGUAUUAACUGAAACGCCCAUAUUUUUUUGACCAUGAAUGGAUCUAGUAGUCAUAUGUUAAUGGGGAUAUAAGUGAAAAAAGCAGGCAUUGAAGGUGCCUGUGUUAGACUACUCAGUUACAAUCUUUUUUCUCGUCAUUUUGGGGGAGGGGGCUGGCGUUUUGCUGUUAGUCUGGGUAUGCUGGCCUGUCAGAAACAUCUUGGAUGCUGGUGUUCUUAUUUUAUUUAUUUAUGACGGUGAAAAAAUAUUUGUAUAUAGCCGUUUGAAUCGGGCCCUGUUUGGUAGUUGUAGUAAAUGUGUAAAUUCUCAACUUGAGAGGCUGUUUCCUCGAGGGUUUGUUUCAAUCAAGCAUAAGAUAACUUCAUUUGUUGGUUAAGUGUGGCAGUAAUCUAUAUUUAUACGAAGAAGUGAAUUUCAGUUUGUUCCCAUUAAUGACAGUGGGAGUUGCGAUAACGAAACUGGUAUGUAUGUUGUAUCUGCUCUGUUGAGAUUUGAGUUCGCAUUUUCCCAGUCUUCUACUGAAGGA
Molecule: messenger RNA, 2890 nt
Organism: Linum tenue
Lineage: Eukaryota; Viridiplantae; Streptophyta; Magnoliopsida; Malpighiales; Linaceae
Source: the annotation of a GenBank genome assembly